AUGGAAGAUAAAGAUUCGUUUUAAAAAUAAGAAAAUUAAUAAUAAAAUUAAAAUGACCUUUAAAAAAAUCAAGAUAAUGAAGAACAAAAAAAUUUAAAUCAAAAUUUAUUAAGAAAAUAACUUUAAUUAGGUUCAAAAGAAAAUACAUUACUUUCUAAAGAUUGGAAAUUUUGGAAAACUCAACCAGUUGUUUAAUUCGAUGAAGAUUAAACCUAAAAAAGUGGACCAAUUGAUCUUCCAAAAGAAGUCAAAGACAUCAGAUAAGAACCAUAUAAUAUUCCAACUGGAUUUGUAUGGAGUGAUUUGAAUUUAGAAGAUUCUAAUGAUUUGGAUUAAUUAUACACAUUAUUAGUAGAAAACUAUGUAGAAGAUGAUGAUAAUAUGUUUAGAUUUGAUUAUUCACGAGAAUUUUUGAAAUGGGCAUUAACCCCUCCAGGACAAUACAAAGACUGGACAGUAGGAGUUCGAGUAUAAAAAACUGGAAAAUUAGUAGGCUUUAUAUCCGGAAUCCCAGUAACAGUAAUAGUUGAGCAAAAAGAUAAAAUAAAGAUGACAGAAAUAAACUUUUUAUGUGUAAAUAAAAAGCUUAGAAGUUAAAGAUUGGCUCCAGUAUUAAUAAAAGAAAUAACAAGGAGAGUAAAUAUUAAAAAUAUGUGGUAAGCCAUAUAUACUGCAGGUGUAGUUAUUCCAAAACCAGUUUCUUAUGCUACAUAUUACCAUAGAUCUCUUCAUCCAAAGAAAUUAAUUGAAAUUAAUUUUAGUAGUUUAGGAAAAAAUUAAACUAUUGCAAGAGUACAAAAAUUGUAUAAACUUCCAGAAGAAACUAAUAUUCCAGGAUUAAGAGAAAUGAAGAAAAAAGAUAUUGGAUAAGUUACUGUUUUAUUGAAUACUUAUUUAAAAAAGUUUAGUUUAUAUAAUGUAUUUACAGAAGAAGACAUAAAACAUUAUAUGAUUCCUAUCCCUAAUGUAAUUUAUAGUUAUGUUGUAGAAGAUAAAAACAAAAAAGUAACUGAUUUCUUUAGUUUCUAUAGCUUACCUUCUACUAUUAUCAAACAUCCUAAACAUAAUACACUAAGAGCUGCUUAUUCUUAUUAUAAUGUUGCAACUGUAACUCCUUUAACUCAACUUAUUGAAAAUGCUUUAAUUUUAGCAAAGAAAUAUGAUUUCGAUGUAUUUAAUGCUUUGAACCUUAUGGAUAAUCAAAACUUUUUGGAAGAAUUGAAAUUCAGUCCAGGAGAUGGUAAUUUACAUUACUACUUAUAUAACUGGAGAAUAGGUAACAAAAUGGAGGCUAAUUAAUUAGGAAUGGUUCUUGUGUGA
This is a messenger RNA of Ichthyophthirius multifiliis, 1320 nucleotides long. RefSeq names its product n-myristoyltransferase 2, putative. Gene Ontology annotation, biological process: N-terminal peptidyl-glycine N-myristoylation. The record is from RefSeq and is a predicted model, not a curated record. The transcript is spliced from 5 exons. Gene Ontology annotation, molecular function: glycylpeptide N-tetradecanoyltransferase activity. Lineage: Eukaryota; Ciliophora; Oligohymenophorea; Hymenostomatida. Gene Ontology annotation, cellular component: cytoplasm.